Molecule: messenger RNA, 1858 nt
Organism: Pipra filicauda (Wire-tailed manakin)
Lineage: Eukaryota; Metazoa; Chordata; Aves; Passeriformes; Pipridae
Product: endosome-associated-trafficking regulator 1-like
Exons: 1
Coding region: 474-1733 (419 amino acids)
Biological process (GO): positive regulation of protein localization to cilium; regulation of cytokinesis; positive regulation of cilium assembly
Cellular component (GO): recycling endosome; centrosome; midbody
Source: RefSeq, a predicted model, not a curated record
UGGCUUAAAGUAAGGCACUACUUAGCAACAACUAUAACAUCUGUGGGUUAUCAGCAUUAUUCUCACACUGAAUCCAACACACAGCACUGUACUGGCUACUAGGGAGAAAAUUAACCCAGUCCCUUCCAGAAUCAGGAGAGCAGUUGACUGUUUCCUCUCCCCCCUCCCGCCCCCUCCACUUCCACUCCUGACCACUCAGUAUCCAUGGAACUCAAUGACAUCACAGACAUUGGAAUGUUGGUUGUUCCAGCUGUUGUCCAGAGCCAAAACAUAGAGGUGUCUGGUCCUCCACUCUCUCCUGAUCUCCCUCCUGUUCUAGACGGAGGGAUUUUGGCGGCUGCCUCUUCUCCCACAGGCAUCAGUGAGGCUGCAGAGGUUGACACUGCUUGUCAGUGUCACCGGCCUGCGUGAUCUAGGCUCCAGGAGGAUAAUUUGGAUUCUCCCACUUGCUGCAGCCCAGAGCACCCUGAAAAAUGUCAUGGCCACUUGGCAUCUCUGGGCCAGUGGUGAGUGUCUUACCAGAAUCUCAAGGCUUGGAAGAUGAUGAUGAUGACGACAGUGACAAAUUCAGGUACUCCUGCCACUCUGCGCAUUCUUCACCCCCGAACAAGAGCAAUGACAGCUUAGAUGACAGUCAGACAGAGGAUCUGAGAGAACCCAUCCCAUUUUCCCUAACUCCCAGGCACUCUAACAUGGUGGAAGGUGAACAAGUGGAGCUUGAAGAGGAAAAUCAGGAGUUUCAGGAACCAUUUUACAAAGACCAUUUUAAAAAGUCUGACAACUUGUCUGGAGAUAAGGAGCCCAGCCCGACCCAACAUUUUCCUGGGCAUCAGGGGUCGCCUGGUCUCCAAAGGGCCAGUAUGGCACCGUGUGGCUCCCAAGACUCUUUCCAGAGUAACACAGACCAGCACUUGGAGAUGGAGGCUGCUGCCCCACAGGCCCAUGCCAGUGACCCCUACGUGGGGCCUUCACAGUGCACCACGGGAGCAGAGCCCCACAUGCUGCACAAGGAGGCCAUCUGGGACAGGGAUUUCCCAUCCCUGCAGCUGACCUACAGCAUCCUAAGGGAGGAGAACAGCAUGAUCAGGGAGGAAAACAAAGUGCUCAAGGAUAAGAAUCUCGCACUCGAAGAGGAGAACUACGUGCUCAGGGAGAUUUUCUAUGGGCUCAGGGAGGACAAUGUUGUGCUCAUGGAGGAGAAUGUCGUGCUUAGUGGGGAAUACAACAUGUUCAGGGAGCAGUAUGACAGGCUUAAGGAUGAGAAUGACACACUCAGGGAGGACAAUGCCACGAUCAGGAGAAUGUUUAAGAACUUCCAGAGCAGCUUGGAGACCCAGGCGUGCAUGGUGUCAAGCCUGCAGGAGCAGCUGAAAACUAGCCUGGUUGAACGGAAGAGGGAAGCCCGAGAGCUCGAGUCCGUAGUCCAGCAGACUAAGUGUAAUCUCCAGCUAAUGACCCAGCGGGCUCUGGAUGCAGAAGGAAACAUGGAGAGGCUGAAGCAGAAGAUCUUUAUUCUCCAAGGACAGCUGGAGAGAUCCAAGCUGGAGAAUGAAAACCUGAGAGCAGACCUGCCUGAGAGCAGCAAAGCACGACUUGGACUUCACGUGGCAAAACCCCCACAAGCUCAUAAUGGGCGCAAAUGGUUCCAUCAGGCAGCUCCUGCCUCAGGAAUGAAGGUUCUGCCUGUUAUUGCUGAGGUCCUUGAAUCUACCAGCAAAAUUCUCAAAUUGUAAGCAGAAAAAGACCUAUGAGUGCAAUUCUGUGUGAGUUCUAUGGAUGAGUGUAUGAACUGAGAUCAUGGGUCUCCUACUUGCAGCUAUUUGCUGUAAAUAAAAGCAUUUGCUUUUCCAUUCUCAAA